Messenger RNA from Phycodurus eques (leafy seadragon), 7466 nucleotides. RefSeq names its product solute carrier family 4 member 8 (gene slc4a8). Gene Ontology annotation, biological process: monoatomic anion transport; bicarbonate transport; regulation of intracellular pH. Bases 243 to 3515 code for a protein of 1090 amino acids. Gene Ontology annotation, cellular component: plasma membrane. NCBI's taxonomy places the organism in Eukaryota, Metazoa, Chordata, Actinopteri, Syngnathiformes, Syngnathidae. The transcript is spliced from 25 exons. Gene Ontology annotation, molecular function: sodium:bicarbonate symporter activity; solute:inorganic anion antiporter activity; monoatomic anion transmembrane transporter activity. The record is from RefSeq and is a predicted model, not a curated record.
GACGAGGCACGAGGGCGCAGGGAGGGGGAGCUGGAAAGCGCGGCCGGGAAAGCAUCCCACUGUCAGAGGAUGUGCAAAAUCGUUUUCCUCCUUCGGGGGUGAUGUUGACACGCGACAUGUUAGCGGCUGCUGGGGCCAGCUCGCCACUGUUUUCGUGUUAACCUCCUGCUCUUCAACGCGAAGGUCCAAGGCGGAGAAAGUGUCACCUUUCCCUCCUCCAGGUCAGCGCAAAGGCCACCAGCAUGCCCGUCCACGAACCCGACAGCAUCCUGAGCUACCAGCGGCCGGAUGAGGAGGUGGUGAUAGACCAGGGUGGGACGAGCUCAGUGCUGAACAUUCACUAUGAGAAGGAAGAACUCGAAGGCCACAGGACUCUCUUUGUGGGUGUUCGGAUGCCCCGGCAGAGCCAUCGACACCACAAGGCUCACGGCUCUCGGCAUCGUAAGAAAGACAAGAGGACAGGGAGCAUUACAGUACAACAAAGCGUUGGAAAUGAGAAGAAGCCCUGUCAUGACACGCCAUCCCAGCGUGUCCAGUUCAUUCUGGGAACUGAGGAAGAUGCUGAGCAUGUGGCCCACGAGUUGUUCACUGAGCUGGAUGAGAUCUGUGUGAAAGAUGGCAAAGAUGCGGAGUGGAAGGAAACUGCCAGGUGGCUGAAGUUUGAGGAAGAUGUGGAGGAUGGUGGCGAGAGAUGGAGUAAGCCAUACGUGGCUACACUCUCUCUCCACAGUCUCUUUGAGUUGAGGAGUUGCAUCAUCAAUGGCAGCGUGUUGCUCGACAUGCACGCUGACUGCAUUGAGGAGAUUGCAGACAUGGUCCUGGAUCAUCAGGAGGCGUCUCAUGAACUGGACGACAGUGUGAGGGUUAAAGUGCGGGAGGCCUUGCUAAAGAGGCACCACCACCAGAAUGAGAAGAAGAAGAACCUCAUGCCCAUCGUGCGCUCCAUCGCAGAGGGGACUCGCAAACAGUCUGAGCCCCAUCUGACAGCGGGGUCAGCCACAUCUCCCCAGCCUGCACCACCUGCAGAGCCAGCUAAAAACGGCGCAGGACAGGACGGGCAUCAAGUUGACCUCAGCAAGGUGGACCUUCACUUCAUGAAGAAGAUCCCAGAGGGAGCAGAGGCCUCCAAUGUGCUGGUCGGAGAGCUGGACUUCCUGGAGAGGCCCAUUGUGGCCUUUGUUCGCCUCUCCCCCGCUGUGCUGCUCACUGGCCUCACUGAGGUCCCGAUACCUACAAGGUUCCUCUUCAUUCUCUUGGGCCCAGAUGGAAAAGCUCAGCAAUACCAUGAGAUCGGGCGCUCUAUGGCAACCAUUAUGACGGAUGAGAUCUUCCAUGGUGUAGCUUACAAGGCAAAGGACAGAAGUGACCUACUGGCUGGUAUAGAUGAGUUCCUGGACCAGGUGACUGUCCUGCCACCAGGGGAAUGGGACCCUUCUAUCCGCAUUGAGCCACCCAAAAAUGUCCCAUCUCAGGAGAAGAGGAAGAUGCCUGGUGUCCCUAAUGGCACAGCCUACCAAGUAGAGGAAGAGCUACAUGCGGAGCACCAUGGACCAGAGCUGCAGAGAACCGGAAGGUUGUUUGGUGGUCUGAUAAUGGACAUCAAAAGGAAGGCUCCCUUCUAUCUGGGUGAUUAUAAAGAUGGUCUGAGCCUGCAGUGUGUGGCCUCAUUCCUCUUUCUCUACUGUGCCUGCAUGUCUCCUGUCAUCACCUUUGGAGGGCUGCUUGGAGAGGCAACAGAGGGACGCAUUAGUGCCAUAGAGUCCUUACUCGGUGCAUCCAUGACUGGAGUAGCCUACUCACUGUUUGCCGGCCAGCCUCUCACGAUUUUGGGUAGUACAGGACCUGUGUUAGUGUUUGAGAAAAUCCUCUUCAAAUUCUGCAAGGACUACAGCCUCUCCUACCUGUCACUAAGGGCCUGCAUUGGCCUGUGGACGGCACUGUUGUGUCUGUUGCUUGUUGCCACAGACGCCAGCUCUCUAGUGUGCUACAUUACUCGCUUCACAGAGGAGGCCUUCGCUGCCCUCAUCUGCAUUAUCUUCAUCUAUGAGGCCUUGGAGAAGCUCUGCCACCUGGGAGAAAUCUACCCCUUCAACGCACACAGCGAUCUGGACAAGCUGACACUGGCUUACUGCCGGUGUACAGAGCCUGAUAGUCCGAGCAAUAAAACUUUAGAGCUGUGGAGCGAGAGAAACAUCACAGCUGCUUCUGUUCCUUGGGCCAAUCUCACUGUCAAGGAAUGUGUGAGUCUCCAGGGACACUUUGUUGGGACGUCAUGUGGCCAUCAUGGCCCCUAUACCCCAGAUGUCCUCUUCUGGUCCGUCAUCUUGUUCUUUUCCACUUUCUUCAUGUCAGCGUUCCUCAAACAGUUCAAAACGAGUCGUUACUUCCCCACCAAGGUGCGGUCCAUGAUCAGUGACUUUGCCGUCUUCCUCACCAUUGUCUUCAUGGUAUUGCUCGACUACAUCAUAGGAGUACCCUCCCAGAAGUUAAAAGUACCCAGCAAAUUCCAGCCCACCAGAGAUGACAGAGGGUGGUUGAUCAACCCAAUAGGACGCAACCCCUGGUGGACGGUCCUGGCGGCCUCUAUCCCUGCUCUGCUCUGCACCAUCCUCAUCUUCAUGGACCAACAGAUAACUGCCGUCAUCAUCAACCGGAAAGAGCACAAACUGCUGAAAGGUUGCGGGUACCACUUGGACCUCCUGAUGGUGGGGUUGAUGCUGGCUGUGUGCUCCAUCAUGGGUUUGCCGUGGUUCGUUGCCGCAACCGUCUUGUCCAUCACUCACGUGAAUAGUUUGAAGCUGGAGUCUGAGAGCUCAGCUCCUGGAGAGCAGCCUCGCUUUCUGGGGAUCAGAGAGCAGAGGCUCACCGGCCUGGUCAUCUUCUUGCUCAUGGGAUGCUCUGUAUUCAUGACUGGGGCCCUUCAGUUCAUUCCAAUGCCGGUGUUAUAUGGUGUCUUCCUCUACAUGGGAGCCUCAUCCUUGAAGGGCAUCCAGUUCUUUGACCGUCUGAAGUUGUUUGCGAUGCCGGCCAAGCACCAGCCGGACUUCAUCUACCUGCGUCACGUGCCCUUGAGGAAGGUUCAUCUGUUCACACUCACCCAGCUGACCUGUCUCGUGCUUCUCUGGGUCAUUAAGACCUCCCCCGCUGCUAUCGUCUUCCCCAUGAUGGUUCUGGCUCUGGUAUUCAUCCGCAAACUGUUGGACCUGUGUUUCUCCAAUCGGGAGCUCAGCUACCUAGAUGAUCUCAUGCCGGAAUGGAAGAAAAAAACCCUUGAUGAUGCUUCCAAAAAGAUUGAGGAGGAGUCACAGGUUAUGCUCACUACAAAAAGUGAAGAUGCUCCAGUUGUGCACAUUCCACUGGAGAGCAGUAAACCUGUGCAUACUGCAAAGGCCCAUGACCCCAGGUGUGAUCCCUCUGAUAUUAAUAUAUCUGAUGAAAUGUCUAAAACCACCAUGUGGAAAUCUCUCAGCUCCAAUCAAAAGGACUCUCGUCCUGUGUCUGCUAAGAAGGAUUGAAGAGAUCACCUUCAUUGAUGAGUAAAAAUUCCUACAGUGCAGGUAACUGUGCCAGAUAACUGUCCACCUGGACCCCAGGAUGUGAUUUGGCUGUUUGGGACCUCCAUGCCAUCCGAGUGAUUUGUUAGUUGUGUGGAGCUGGUUGCUGUAAUUACAACCAGCUUCACACAACACUUAGGAGUACAGGACAACAACAUGUGCACACACACACUCCAACGCACACAUACAAACAGAUAGGAUUAGUUGUAAUGCAGCCUAAUAGCAAGAAGAUUUGGAGUGGGACAGAGGCUUCCCACUAACCAUUAACAUGAAAGUCAAUGGGAACCCUAAAUUGCACAACUUUCUAACUGCAUUUCCAUAAAACAGAACCAUAUUAAUUGAAAUUACUUCUCAUUGAAAUGUAGUAUGACAGGUUAGAAUUAAUUAGCAUAAGAUUGAAUCCCCUUCAAUGUUGAUAGCGAAACGAUGAAAGGCAUUCAGUCGAGAGCAGACUUGCACCAGGGCCAAACAAUUCCAAUGUGGAUCCUGGAUUUUGUCAUUCUGAUUCAUGAUUUAUUGACUGACAAUUAAAAAAAAACAAAACAAAAAAAACAUUUUAACAUUUUUUUUUUCUUAAAAGUGGGAAAGCAAUGAUUUGUCUACACCUUUAUCUGGAUGUAAAAUCUAACCGGGUCUUCCUUGGCCCUUGUGUCACCUCUAACUCACUUUCAGGGAAAUUGGUAGUUUUCGCCUGAUCCUGCUAACCUGGAAAAUAAACAGUGAUGAAGCCAUGAGGAAAACCACAAACAAUGACCAGUAUAGACUACACGAAAUGAUUGUUUAGUGUCGGAAUCAGCACUUUGCUUUUCUGCGUUCAAAUAUUAAUUUGAAUCUCGUGUUAAUAUGAAUAUAUUUUAUUUUGAUGCACCUUUUAUGUUAUUUGUAUAAUGUAAAUACAAAGUGUGUUUGUAUCUAAAUGUUUAUUUACAUGUAUUGCCAUUGUUGAAGGAUCAAAUGCGGUUUGGAAGAGAACGUUGGGUCUUCACUGAGAGAUUUUCACACUUAUCAAAAACAGAAAAUUUAGGUAUACACAAAUUAAAUGAAUAAAAUUUUACAAAAGUUAAGCACAGCAAUACUUUCACAAGUUGUCUCAUUUCCAGCUUUGUGUAUGAGUGGACUCUCAAAUAUUGUACACCAAUCCAACAGGAGUCCACUCAUGCAACACAGCCACACUCCACAAAAUGAAAUAUGUAUGUAUUUUGUUUUGUUUUAUGGAUUUCAAAGCUUUGUGGGUCAGAGUGCUGCAAGUUGAAAAUGCUUCAAUCACAGAAAACAACUGCGAAGAAAAAAUGCUGCUCGAAAGAAAUGCUGCAAUCACAAAAAACAACAGCAAAAGAAAAAUUCUGCAAGAUAAAAAUGUAAUGGAAAAAUUCUGCAAACACAAAAAAAAACACAAAUCCCAAAAUAAUUGCGAGAGAAAUGCUGCACAUUCACGCGACACAACGGAAGUCUGCCAGGCCACUAGGGGGUGCAACCUCAGGGAAGGACCAGUCCUGUGAGAAUAGAGGGUGCCUUUCAUAGACACUUGAUACGCCAGUGCCCCGUAGCAGCCCGACUAACCGACGUGGCGGCCAUGUUGGGGAAGUCGUCGUUCCCAUGGAAGGCAAUGCAUGGACUGAAAUUAGUCGUAACCCGCUCAUUCCGCAACUGAUUUUAUGAGGGUUACUGUUUUGUCAACAUCAAAGCGUAUGCUAUCAAUACGCAACAUUUGCUAAAAAGCACACACACAUAAAAAUUAUAUGUGAAAUGGACUUCCCGUUCCCUUGUGGUAAUUGUAUGGCAUUCAACCGUAUGUAGCACCACGUGGAAUGCGCUGACAACUUUGACCUCCUUAGUUUAGCGUCACUGUCAUCGUCGGGCUCAAAAUGGGCACGUCGUAUGUACCUAUACAUACCUGUGGUGCCUAUGGUCUCACAGGACUGGUCUGUCCCGGAGGCCGCGCCCACUAGCGGCCUGGCGGACCUCCGUUGUGUGGCUUAAACUUGCAGGAUUUCUCUCUUGCAGUUGUUUUGGGAUUUGUGUGUGUUUAGUUGUGUUUGCAGCAUUUUUCUUUUGCAGCUGUAUUUAAUGAUUGAAGCAUUUUUUAUCUUGCAGCAUUUUUCUUUUGCUGUUGUUUUUUGUGAUUGCAGCAUUUUUAUCUUGCAUCAUUUUUCGUUUGCUGUUAUUUUAUGUGCUUGUGUGUUUUUCGUCUUGCGUCAUUCCUGCUACGAAACAUAUGGCCGUUUUCAGUGCAUUUUCCCCUGUCGGCCACCGUAUGAAAUAGGCUUUUAAAUAAAUGUAAAUAUUAGAGGAUCUAGAUCAGUGGAAACAGCCAAAAGUAUAGCAUCUUAUUUCUUUACCUCAGACAAGCUUGUUAAAACUCCUGGAAGGCACUUUGGGUGGUUGAUGUGUUGGCCCCUUUGAGUUAUAUAGUCGUAAUUUUCUAAUAUUUGCUUUAUUUUGAAGGGGUUGGGGCGGGUUGAACAUUAUUUGAGCAAUAAUUUACCCAAAGUCUAUUUCAAUUGAACUGUAAGGAUCUUAAUUAAUAAUAGAUCUUUGUUAAUCAGUGAUCCUUUGUGUCAAUGUAGACCUUGAUGAAACUUCAGUGCUAGUGAAAUAAAUAAAUACGUUCUGAAAUAACUCCACAUUUGGCGCAUUUUCAUCCAUCACACUAAUUCUACAGUCACAUACAGAUCUUCAUUCAAGGAUCAGUUCAUAGUUGAUCCACACUCAGACUUUAAGAAUACAUUACUUGUAGUAGCACUUUCUGAGGAUAAGUAUAUUUAUGACGUUUGUUUUAUUUUCAAGAGAUCUGUUAAACUAAAUGACCUUGUAAUGAUUGACAAAAAAUUUUUAGAUAAUGAUAUUCCAACCUGUUUUAUUUUUUACUUUCUGUAUAUAGCGUAAGAAGGUCGGUGGCUUAAUAGAAAAACUGACAAGAGGCAUUUCUUUGCCUCUAAAUGACCUUGAAUUCAUUAAACUACAAGAAGAGUAAUGUGAAAGUGGUAUAAUAAGUUAUGUGUCUUAGAAUCUGCCUUUUAUUCACCAGUAAGUAGGAAACACUAUUUGUUUUAUAGUCUUUUGCGCUGUAUAUUUAAUCUGCAUAUUUUAGAUUGCGGUGCAUAGGCACAGUAAUCUUUCGCUGUAUCAUGUUGUCAUGUUAUAACACCUUCUUGGGCUGUAUGAUAGUUUUGUCUACUCGUGUCCUGUACUUUCAAUUAUGUAUGUAAAACAUUUGAAUGUUAAUAUUCUGUAUGUAUAUGAGGACCAAUAUUUAGGCUAAUCGAUGGCAUGAUAUAAUCACACUAGUGUACAGUACAUAAACAAAGCCACGAGUGAGUUGAAAUUGAAUGGCAAAAUAUAUACGUAUAGAUCUAAAUAUUUUAGAAACUAUCAUACACCAAACCAAACUGUUUAGUGAUCUGCCCCAAGACCAUAUUUAUUUUACUCGUGUAUCGUGUGUCUUGAUUUGACAACAGAAUAAUCUCUAUGUGAAUGUACGGCUGAUAUGCAGCAGAAUGUUGUCAGAUGUACUCAAUGUAGGUAGUAUACAGCAGAAGAACCACCACCUCCUGUAGCAUUAUUUUUAGAGCAUCACAACCCAUGUCGCAAUUAACUGGACUGUUCUUUUUCUCUAUAUAUACAGUAAAGUUUUCAGUCGAGCAAAAGACCUGCUGGUGAUCAUGUAUAGUGAGUAAAGAUGUGCACUCUGACCCUCUGAUUAACAUGUGACCAAGCUUCAAGGUCAAGGGAAGGUCGAGUGAAGUUUUUAGGGAGAUGAGCAACUGUACUGCAGGUGACACGGAGCCAUAAAGAGUGAGAGCUCGUUCGACUUAAAACACUCAAAGAUUGUCUCAAACUGAAGUGUACAUGUUUUAUAUGUACGUAUAUGUAAUGUUGUUUUUGGGAUUAUGUAAAAAGAAAAUAAACUAU